GUUUCCUUUGAGCUCACUUCCGCUCUUCUCCUUCCUACAUCCUGCUAUGGAGCUCUGACAGAUCGGCGUUGAAACGUUCCUGCGCUCAAGUACGUCUAAAAUCUUCAAACGAGGAGCGACUGAAGAAGCUAACGUUAGUAACAUUUUAGUCAAGAUGCCCGUGGCUGUCGCACCUUACGGUCAGGGCCAGGCCCAGCCCAGCUGUUUCGACCGGGUCAAGAUGGGCUUCAUGAUGGGCUUUGCUGUGGGCAUGGCUGCCGGGGCCAUGUUCGGUACUUUCUCCUGUCUCAGAAUUGGUAUGCGAGGCCGGGAGCUGAUUGGAGGAGUGGGCAAGACCAUGAUGCAGAGCGGGGGCACGUUCGGCACCUUCAUGUCUAUUGGGAUGGGCAUCCGCUGCUGAGGACGACGACUCGGCUCUGCCGUGCAAUCCAACAACACUUCUGGGACUUUUGCAACGGCGGCCGCAUUUUGGUCCGCUCGACCUUGUCAUUGCUUCCAUUAAAAACUAACUAAACAUG
This is a messenger RNA of Syngnathus typhle (broad-nosed pipefish), 518 nucleotides long. RefSeq names its product reactive oxygen species modulator 1 (gene romo1). The record is from RefSeq and is a predicted model, not a curated record. Gene Ontology annotation, cellular component: TIM23 mitochondrial import inner membrane translocase complex. Lineage: Eukaryota; Metazoa; Chordata; Actinopteri; Syngnathiformes; Syngnathidae. Gene Ontology annotation, biological process: protein import into mitochondrial matrix; protein insertion into mitochondrial inner membrane. Bases 155 to 400 code for a protein of 81 amino acids. The transcript is spliced from 3 exons.